GCGGAACGUCGCACACAUGUGCCAUCCUGAAGAACGGAUCAGCAGCGUGCUGGGGAUCGAACGUCGAGGGUCAAAUCUCCAUCCCCCCGCAAGUUGCAGCAUGGGAGAUGAUUGAUUGCGGUUACGCGCACACAUGCGGGAUAGACGUCAACGGCAGCGCCUACUGCUGGGGGUGGGACGGCAUCACGCCUGGACGGCUGAUCCCUUUCGGGCAGACAAAGGUUCCGAGCGACAUCUCAUCAUGGCGAAGUAUCGCGGCAGGGUUUGUUCACUCUUGUGGCGUAGCUUCAAAUGGGGAAGGGAGAUGUUGGGGCUCGAAUGGAAACGAUCAGAUCUCCAUGCCUUCUUAUCUGGAAUCUGCAGCUUCGCAAGAAGCUAAUGUGAACAUGUCGAUGCAUUUUGCGAUCCAAGAGCCUUCAAGAUGGGAGUCAAUAACAGCUUCGUAUUUCCAUUCUUGUGGGCUCACAGUGAACAAAACCAUUAUAUGCUGGGGAAGCAACGAUGCUAGACAGAAUGAUGUUCCGUCAGUUGUGAAUGCCCAGUACUUGUCAGUGACCAGCGGAUAUGUGCACAACUGUGCGAUGAACGCUUCAGGCCAAGCUCUUUGCUGGGGGCCAAGGCCGAAUGCUAUCAAGAAUUACUGGUAUGUAGGGCAAACAACGGUGCCUCAGCGAGGAGCUUUCAAGAUAUGAAACAGAUGUAA
Molecule: messenger RNA, 703 nt
Organism: Guillardia theta CCMP2712
Lineage: Eukaryota; Cryptophyceae; Pyrenomonadales; Geminigeraceae
Exons: 11
Coding region: 108-692 (194 amino acids)
Source: RefSeq, a predicted model, not a curated record